Molecule: messenger RNA, 1653 nt
Organism: Centropristis striata (black sea bass)
Lineage: Eukaryota; Metazoa; Chordata; Actinopteri; Perciformes; Serranidae
Gene: coch
Product: coagulation factor C homolog, cochlin (Limulus polyphemus)
Exons: 14
Coding region: 1-1653 (550 amino acids)
Source: RefSeq, a predicted model, not a curated record
AUGUCCGUCCUGCUGCCUCUCACAGGACUUCUCAUCCUGAUCUCAUCGACGUUCGGAUCAGAAUCCAGCGUGCCGACCCCGGUGAGCUGCGUGACCCGCGGAGCAGACCUGGUCCAGGACCGCCUGGUGGUCCUGUGUCCUCCAGACUGCUCACAGUGGAGGAUGUCGGUGUUCGGGACGGGGGUCUACGCCUCCGUGUCCUCGGUGUGCGGAGCGGCGGUCCACAGGGGCCUGCUGGGUCCGGCUGGCGGUCCCGUCAGAGUCCACAAGUUGCAGGGACGACACAACUACCUGAGCUCGUACUCUCACGGGGUCCAGUCCCAGGCGCUGCCCCGCUGGACCGCCUCCUUCAGCCUCACCAAGCCUGUUCAUGUCCCAUUGGAGCUGACCAGUGAGACCAGCACCACCGCUCUGCCUGCAGCGCCUCCAGCAGCAAAGAAGCCACUGAAGAAGUCAUCAGUGAAGAAAGUUCUGACUGGUGGAAAUAAAGACUGUCAGAUGGACAUCGCCAUGGUGAUUGACAGCAGUAAGAACAUCGGCCAGCGGAGGUUCAACCUGCAGAAGAACUUUGUGGCCAAACUGGCCGCCAUGCUGAGAGUCGGAUCCACAGGACCUCAUGUAGGCCUGAUCCAGUCCAGCGAUUCUCCUAGAACUGAGUUCUUACUGAACAACUUCACUCAGCCCAAAGAGCUGCUGUUCGCCAUCAAGGAGCUCAACUACAUGGGAGGAGACACCAACACAGGUAAGGCCAUCCUGCACACAGCAGAGACCUUCUUCAGCCAGGAGCGCGGCGGGAGGCGGGGCCACCCGCGGGUCAUGGUGGUGCUGGUGGACGGCUGGCCGUCUGACGACCUGGAGCAGGCCGCCACCUUCGCCAGAGAGUCCGGCAUCAACGUGUUCCUGGUGUCCGUGGCCAAGCCGGCGCCCGAGGAGCUCGCCAUGGUGCAGGACAAUGACUUCAUGAAGAAGGCUGUGUGCAAAGAUAACGGUUUCUUCAGUUACAUGAUCCCCAGCUGGUUUAGCACCACCAAACAUGUGAAGCCUCUUACUCAGAAGCUCUGCUCGCUGGACAACCUGCUCUGCAGUAAAACGUGCUACAACUCUGUGAACAUCGGGUUCCUCAUUGACGGCUCUUCCAGCGUCGGGGAGGCGAACUUCCAGCUGGUCCUGGACUUCUUGGCAGGAAUCGCCAGAAGCUUUGACAUCUCAGACGUGGGCGCUCACAUCGGUGCGGUGCAGUUCACCUAUGACCAGCGGAUGGAGUUCGGCCUGUUCGACUUCUCCAGCAAGGAGGAGUCCAUCAACGCCGUGAAGCGGAUCCCCUACAUGAGCGGAGGAACGGCCACCGGAGCCGCCAUCAACUACGCCACCGAGAACCUGUUCAGGCGGACCGGACCGGGCCGCAACUUCCUCAUCGUGGUGACGGACGGCCAGUCGUACGACGACAUCACGCACCCGGCCAUGGCUGCUCAGAAGCUCGACAUCACCAUGUUCUCUGUGGGCGUGGCCUGGGCGCCCAUGGAGGACCUCAAAGCGAUGGCAUCAGAGCCGAAGGACAGCCACACCUUCUUCAGCAGAGAGUUCACCGGCCUCGCCGAGUUCGUCCCGCCGCUGGUCCGAGGCAUCUGCCGAGACUUCACAGAGAAAAACUAG